Molecule: messenger RNA, 1362 nt
Organism: Lampris incognitus (smalleye Pacific opah)
Lineage: Eukaryota; Metazoa; Chordata; Actinopteri; Lampriformes; Lampridae
Product: keratin-associated protein 10-11-like
Exons: 1
Coding region: 1-1362 (453 amino acids)
Source: RefSeq, a predicted model, not a curated record
AUGCAGGGCCAGCGUGCUGCAGGGCCAGUGUGCUGCAGGGCCAGUGUGCUGUCAGGGCCAGUGUGCUGCAGGGCCAGUGUGCUGUCAGGGCCAGUGUGCUGUCAGGGCCAGUGUGCUGUCAGGGCCAGUGUGCUGCAGGGCCAGCAUGCAGCAGGGCCAGCAUGCAGCAGGGCCAGUGUGCUGCAGGGCCAGCGUGCUGUGUGCUGCAGGGCCAGUGUGCUGCAGGGCCAGUGUGCUGCAGGGCCAGCAUGCAGCAGGGCCAGCAUGCAGCAGGGCCAGCAUGCAGCAGGGCCAGCGUGCUGUCAGGGCCAGUGUGCUGCAGGGCCAGCAUGCAGCAGGGCCAGCAUGCAGCAGGGCCAGCAUGCAGCAGGGCCAGUGUGCUGUCAGGGCCAGUGUGCUGUCAGGGCCAGUGUGCUGUCAGGGCCAGUGUGCUGCAGGGCCAGCGUGCUGCAGGGCCAGUGUGCUGCAGGGCCAGCGUGCUGCAGGGCCAGUGUGCUGCAGGGCCAGCGUGCUGCAGGGCCAGUGUGCUGUCAGGGCCAGUGUGCUGCAGGGCCAGUGUGCUGUCAGGGCCAGUGUGCUGCAGGGCCAGUGUGCUGUCAGGGCCAGUGUGCUGCAGGGCCAGUGUGCUGCAGGGCCAGUGUGCUGCAGGGCCAGCGUGCUGUCAGGGCCAGUGUGCUGCAGGGCCAGUGUGCUGCAGGGCCAGUGUGCUGUCAGGGCCAGUGUGCUGCAGGGCCAGUGUGCUGUCAGGGCCAGUGUGCUGCAGGGCCAGUGUGCUGUCAGGGCCAGUGUGCUGCAGGGCCAGUGUGCUGCAGGGCCAGUGUGCUGCAGGGCCAGUGUGCUGUCAGGGCCAGUGUGCUGCAGGGCCAGUGUGCUGUCAGGGCCAGUGUGCUGCAGGGCCAGUGUGCUGUCAGGGCCAGUGUGCUGCAGGGCCAGUGUGCUGCAGGGCCAGUGUGCUGUCAGGGCCAGUGUGCUGCAGGGCCAGUGUGCUGUCAGGGCCAGUGUGCUGUCAGGGCCAGUGUGCUGCAGGGCCAGUGUGCUGUCAGGGCCAGUGUGCUGCAGGGCCAGUGUGCUGCAGGGCCAGUGUGCUGCAGGGCCAGCGUGCUGUCAGGGCCAGUGUGCUGCAGGGCCAGCGUGCUGCAGGGCCAGUGUGCUGUCAGGGCCAGUGUGCUGCAGGGCCAGUGUGCUGUCAGGGCCAGUGUGCUGCAGGGCCAGUGUGCUGUCAGGGCCAGUGUGCUGCAGGGCCAGUGUGCUGCAGGGCCAGUGUGCUGCAGGGCCAGCGUGCUGCAGGGAGCAGCAAAACCCGCUGUAAUCACCUCGUGUCCUGUGUUUUACAUCAUAUGCCGUGACGUGUUCAUGUCAUGA